UGGAUCCGGAGGGGCGGGCGAGGGAGCCGCUCUGCUUUCGGGGCACAGCAGGAAGGGCGGUCUCGCUCGCGCCCCACGUGCGAGCAAGGAUGGGAGGUAGCAGUUAAAAUACCCGGGGAAGUCAGAGAAAGAGGGCUAGUCCUGGCGGCCUGCCGCAGAAGAAAACAAACCCCCCGUCGUCCAGGGAUAAAACGUCUUCCUGGUCCCACGCAUGACGAUUUGCCUGGCCAGCACCUUCUAGAAAGACCUUCUGGCCAGGAACCUCUGGGUGUUUUAAAUCCCAGCACUUGCAUUGGCACAGCCCAGCCCCAGCUGAAGCCAGCCCCAGGGCUUCUGAGGAAGCCAGCUUGGUUGUUUCAUGGGGUUCACACGUGCAGUCUGGGUAGGGAACAAAAACAGUUGGGGAUUGAAGUAUGCCCAGUACAUAGGAAAUCUGCAGAUAUGAAGCAGUCGCAGAGGGGUACCAGAAGUCACCUGUGUGAUCCCAGGGCAAUCUACUCUAAAUUCAAAGUUUGCUCCAUAGCAUGGAAGCCCUGGAGCUUGUCAGUGAAACACCUGUGUUCUUUUGUCAUGUUCUAGCAAAGAACUGAGUUCUUGGCUAAAAUUAAAAGAAAGAAAAGAAAAGUCUGGCAUACUCAUGAGGCAUGGAAAAUUUCAGUUCAAAUGGUUGAAGUCAAAGUUUAAAGCAACUGAAGUGACAGUAAUCAGUGGGCUUAUCAUGCUGGUGCUGUUCUUUUCAGAGCUGCAAUACUACCUCACUAAGGAAGUUCAUCCUGAAUUAUAUGUUGACAAAUCAAGAGGAGACAAACUGAAGAUCAAUAUAGAUGUUAUCUUUCCACACAUGCCUUGUGCUUAUUUGAGCAUUGAUGCAAUGGAUGUGGCAGGAGAGCAGCAGCUAGAUGUGGAGCACAAUCUCUUCAAACAACGUUUGGAUAAAGAUGGCAGUCGCGUGACUCCAGAGGCUGAGAGACAUGAGCUAGGAAAAGAAGAGGAGAAAGUGUUUGAUCCAAAUUCCUUGGAUGCUGAUCGCUGUGAGAGCUGUUAUGGAGCAGAAUCUGAGGAUAUCAGAUGCUGUAAUACUUGUGAUGAUGUAAGAGAAGCAUACAGGAGGCGAGGCUGGGCCUUCAAGAAUCCUGACACCAUAGAACAAUGCAAGAGAGAAGGGUUCAGCCAGAAAAUGCAAGAACAGAAGAAUGAGGGCUGCCAAGUAUAUGGAUUCUUAGAGGUUAACAAGGUAGCUGGGAACUUUCACUUUGCACCAGGAAAGAGCUUUCAGCAGUCUCAUGUUCAUGAUCAAUAUGACGCACUAUAUCAAACAUCUCUCAUUUGGGAGGGAUUAUCCAGGCAUCAUGAACCCUCUAGAUGGAACAGAUGUCAUUGCACAACAAGUAGGGUCUGGCCCCCUUCAGUAGGGUCUGCAGAAAAUUCCAGCCUUCUUUCAAGUGACUGCCAUCUCCCAUUGUUUUCAAGGGGAUUGAAGGAAGAGUCUGCCCUCAGGAGCUAUUGUGAACUGAAUGUUCCUCUCCAUCUCAAAACAGGAAAAGGCCCAGCUUCAAUGAUGUUUCAGUACUUUGUCAAAGUGGUUCCUACAGUCUAUAUGAAAGUAGAUGGUGAGGUGGUGAGGACUAACCAGUUUUCAGUUACCCGGCAUGAGAAAAUAGCGAAUGGACUAAUAGGAGACCAGGGCCUCCCUGGUGUAUUUGUGCUUUAUGAGCUUUCUCCUAUGAUGGUGAAACUGACAGAGAAACACAGGUCCUUUACCCAUUUUCUUACUGGAGUCUGUGCCAUUAUUGGAGGAGUGUUUACAGUGGCAGGACUAAUUGACUCCUUGAUCUAUCACUCUUCUCGUGCCAUACAGAAGAAAAUUGAACUUGGGAAGACAACAUAGAUAAAUAGCUACUGCAUCCUAUCAAAAACUUGCAGAGGAGCUAAGCAAAUCCUUCAAGACACAUGUGAUUCCCCACAAUGUACAAAAAGAUGAUGUCUGAGAUUAUCAAAUGGUUCUAAGCAUUCCUCUAUCACUCUCCUUAUUCUUUGUUUGGCAUUAAUUUGUGGAAGAGACAGCUCAAACCUAGCUGCUAUAAGGAUCCAUUACCCAUCUAACUAUGCAGACCCAACCAUAUGCACCCUUGCACAUCAGUCAUUGUCCACCAAGUCUGUUAAGUUGCUUCCUGAAACUGCUGCAGGAAGCAUUGCAUCUUGUGUGUUUCCAGAAAUAACAUAACAUAUUGUCAUAAAACACAAGAUGAGUUAAAGUUGCCUUCACAUCAACUUCUUGGCAGCGUCCACUAAUAUUUCCAAAUAUGUUCACACAAUAUAUCAGACCUCUGUCAAAAUGUACAGAAUUUCUGGGGUAAUUAGGUAAGACCUAGUACACAAAAUGGUUACAAAAUCUUGAGGCAUUGCGAAUCUCCAGAGCAGGGGAGACUCAAACUGCUGUUUGAAUGUAAAUAUGUUGAUCUGUACUGUCAAAAAAAACAAUCUUAGCUGUUUUUUUAAAUUGGGCCAUUUUUCACUUCCCAUAUUUUUGCUGUUUACAAUAAAAUAUGUUAUCCGUG
Molecule: messenger RNA, 2558 nt
Organism: Alligator sinensis (Chinese alligator)
Lineage: Eukaryota; Metazoa; Chordata; Crocodylia; Alligatoridae
Gene: ERGIC3
Product: ERGIC and golgi 3
Exons: 13
Coding region: 638-1888 (416 amino acids)
Biological process (GO): endoplasmic reticulum to Golgi vesicle-mediated transport; retrograde vesicle-mediated transport, Golgi to endoplasmic reticulum
Cellular component (GO): Golgi membrane; COPII-coated ER to Golgi transport vesicle; endoplasmic reticulum membrane
Source: RefSeq, a predicted model, not a curated record